Molecule: messenger RNA, 2193 nt
Organism: Phalacrocorax carbo (great cormorant)
Lineage: Eukaryota; Metazoa; Chordata; Aves; Suliformes; Phalacrocoracidae
Source: RefSeq, a predicted model, not a curated record
AUGCCUGUCCAAGCCAUGAGCAGCCAGUUUCUCCAGGAGAAUGCUGUGGGAAACGGUGUCAAAGGCUUUGCUAAAGUCCAGCUAGAUAACAUCCACAGCCUUUCCCUCAUCCAUGAGGCGGGUCACCUGGCCAUAGAAGGAGAUCAGGUGGCCGAGUUGCAGGAAACAGUUAGAAGGCUGUGUAGUAUUAGUAGAGCCAAGGCAGAGAUAGAUAGGUGGCUUCAGAACCACGUUCCUGUAGCAGACACCACUGAGAACGAGGCACCUUGGACGCUGGUGACUCGCAAAAGCAGGGCUCCGCUUCAGCCCCUACCCUCCAGCAUCACUACCAGCAACAAAUUUGAAGCUUUAGCGGCUGCGGACACUCACAAGCAAGGUCUGCCACCUGCUCAAGAAGAGGUAGUUGAUGAAGCCUUCUACAGACAGCUGGAAGUAACCUCGCAGUCGCAGGCCCUGGUCCUCGUGGGGGACUUCAACCGCCCUGAUAUUUGCUGGAAAAGCAACACGGCGCGCCAAGCACGAUCCAGAAGGUUCCUGCAGAGCAUCGAGGGCAACUUUUUGAUGCAAGUGGUGGAGGAGCCAACGAGGCGAGAUGAGCUGCUGGACCUUAUACUAAUGAACAAGGAAGGAGAUGUGACGAGGAAGGCCAAGGCCCACUUGGAGUGAAAUUUGGCAACGCAUGUCAAAGAUAACAAGAAGGGCUUCUUCAAAUACAUCAGCAGCAAAAGGAAGACUGAGGAUACAGUGGGCCCACUGCUGAACAAGGAAGGGGCCCUGGUGAUGCAGGAUGCAGAGAAGGCGGAGUUACUGAAUGCCUUCUUUGCUUCAGUCUUUACUGCUAAGGCUGGCCCUCAGGCAUCUCAGAGGACUGAUUUCCUCUUGGUUGAGGAGGAUUGGGUCAGAGAUCACCUAGGUAAGCUGGAUCCUCACAAAUCCACGGGCCCCGAUGGGAUGCACCCGCGAGUGCUGAGGGAGCUGGCGAAUGUUCUUGCCGAGCCACUCUCCAUCAUCUUUGAAAGGUCGUGGAGGACAGGAGAGGUGCCCGAGGACUGGACGACAGCAAAUGUCACUCCAAUCUUCAAAAAGGGCAAGAAGGAGGACCUGGGAAACAAUAGGCCAGUCAGCCUCACCUCCAUCCCCGGAAAGGUGAUGGAGCAGUUCAUCCUGGAGGUCAUCUCCAGGCAUGUAGAGGAAAAGAAGGUUAUCAGAAGUAGUCAACAUGGAUUCACCAGGGGAAGAUCACGCUUGACCAACCUGAUAGCUUUCUGUGAUGGCAUGACUGGUUGGGUCAGCGAAGGGAGAACAGUGGAUGUUGUCUGUCUCGACUUCAGCAAGGCAUUCGACACUGUCUCCCAUAGCAUCCUCAUAGACAAGUUAAGGAAGUGUGGGUUGGAUGAGCGGACAGUGAGAUGGAUAGAGAACUGGCUCAACAACAGAACUCACAGGGUCCUGAUCAAUGGGGCAGAGUCUGGAUGGAGGCCCGUAACUAGUGGUGUUCCCCAGGGGUCUGUGCUGGGUCCAGUCCUGUUCAACAUAGUCAUCAGUGACCUGGAUGAUGGGAUAGAGUGUAACCUCGGCAAGUUCGCUGAUGAUACCAAGCUGGGAGGAGUGGCUGAUACACCAGAAGGCUGUGCUGCCAUCCAGCGAGACCUGGACAGGCUGGAGAGCUGGGCCGAGGGGAACCUGAUGAAAUUCAACAAGAGCAAGUGUAGGGUCCUGCACCUGGGAAGGAACAACCCCAUGCACCGGUACAGGAUGGGGGCUGACCUACUGGAAAGCAGCUCUGCUGAGAAGGACCUGGGAGUCAAGCUGACCCACAGCCAGCAAUGUGCCCUUGUGGCCAAGGCGGCCAACAGUAUCCUGGGCUGCAUUAAAAGGAGUGUGGUCAGCAGGUCGAGAGGGGUUAUCCUCUCCCUCUACUCUGCCCUACCAGGCCAGUCGUCUUCCCCAACAGUUCGUCUUGCGGCACUUGGGGACAACCUGCUCCUGCGCCUGCAAGGCUCCCUUCCUGAAGAGUGCCCAGCCUUCCUGGACUCCUUUGCUUUGCAGGACUUCUUCCUAACGGACUCUCCCAACCAGUGCCCUGAACAGGCCAAAGUCUGCCCUCCGGAAGUACAUGGCAGUACCCCCCCACCCCUCACCCUGCCGGCCUGUGAGGUGAUCCAGAGAGCCUCUCCUAUUGACUCAUCUUAG